UGCAACAAAUGUCAUUCAGUUGUUAUUUUGCCAAACAAAACAAAGGAAGAAUGAAGUGAAAAGUUAAGAAAUAAGAAAACAUCAAAAUAUUAACAAAAUUAUUGCAUAAAUUUUCGCUUAACGUUGAAGGAAUUAAAGAAAGUUAUUGUUAAAAUAUUUCGGUGUUGCUAUUUCGUCGAAUGAGUGCUUUGUUGGUGUUUUGCUGACCAAUCAAAAAGUGUGCUUUUGUGUUUCGCAUUGUUUGUUUUUUUUUUGCGGUCGUUUGCUUCAAAAUUUUUGUUGAUUUGUUUGUAACAUUCGCUGUGGACGCUACUCUAAACAAAAAUAUUAAAAAAGACUAAAAAUAUUGACGCGGUAGCUAUGAACGCCAAGGAUAUUUUAAUAAAAGCUGUCCAGUGUGACAAAGAUGGUCGCAUUCUGGAGGCCCAAGAUCUCUACCAAGAUGGUAUACAAAUUCUAAUGGAAGUUGUUGGUGAUGAAAAGGACUCGAACAAAAAGAAGGUCUACUUGGAACGCAUUAAAGAAUAUAUCGACCGGGCUGAACAGAUAAAACUGCGAGUUCAACGUCAUAUGGAAAGUGGUGAGAUUGUUGCCAACAUUCCCAUCGAUGAGAAUUCAACAGGUCACAGCUAUAAAAGUCUUUUCGGGAAAUAUAUGAACGCCGAUGUAAAGGAGAUUUUAAUAGAUGAGCCAUAUAUUGCGGAGAGAUAUCAGUUCCAAAAUUUCGUUGUUUUAUUAGAACUGGCAGCUAAGCAGUGCAAAAAUCUGAAAUAUGUAAGACUGGUUACCAAACCCGAUCCCAAAAAUACAGCCGAACAGAAUUCAAUAUUGAAUUUGAUUAAAACCGAUUUGCAAGGAAGGAAUAUUACACUGUCCAUAAAAUACGAGACAACAUUGCAUGAUCGUAAAAUUAUUUUAAGUAAUGGUUACAUAAUCAAAAUUGGACGUGGUCUGCACUUCUUUAAGGCAACCAAUCCGCGUUACUCAUUGGGACUGUGCGAUUACGAUUUUCGUAAUUGUCUGCAAACGGAUGUGGAUAUAUGUCGCACUAAAACAUUUUCGUAAUGUUGACUUAUUCUUUUUUUAUAAGUUUAAGUAUGUUUUAUAAGAAAUUAAGAAUUCUAUUUGAUAUGGUUGCGAUGAUGUUUAUAAGGUAAUAAUUAUGUUCCAUCCGAUUAAAAUUGCUAAAGUAUUACGUUUUAUAAACAAACAAAAA
Messenger RNA from Musca domestica (house fly), 1216 nucleotides. Its product is annotated as MIT domain-containing protein 1. The record is from RefSeq and is a predicted model, not a curated record. The transcript is spliced from 4 exons. NCBI's taxonomy places the organism in Eukaryota, Metazoa, Arthropoda, Insecta, Diptera, Muscidae. Bases 361 to 1065 code for a protein of 234 amino acids.